AUGGCGUCCGUGUUGUUUGAGCCCGCAAAUGCGCAGCAAUCACGAAAACUACAGUAUAGGAAUGAAGCAGCGUCAUUAGAGCAGCCGCGCACGCUGGUGCAUUAUCAAGUUUUGCAAACUUUUGGGUCUGGCGUACAGGGAAAGGUGAAGCUUGGUGUGGACACCACUACCCACCAGCGCGUGGCGCUCAAAAUUAUCGACAUGGCCAAGCUCAGUCGCAAUACCCUACUCGCGAGUCAAGUGAUUGUUAUCGUGCUGGAGCUGGCCAUGGGUGGCGAACUUUUUGAUUUCAUGAUGUACACUGGAGUCUUUUCUGAAAAUAUUGCACGCGCCUAUUUUCAGCAGCUUGUGAGCGGACUAGAUGCUUGUCACGCCCAGGGAGUGUACCACCGUGACAUCAAACCAGAGAACUUGUUGUUGGACGAAAAUUUCACAUUGAAAAUUGCCGACUUCGGACUUUCUGGUCUAAGAAAAGGAAUUAACGAUGCUGUCACUGAAUUGUACACACAGUGCGGCACCAGAGGAUAUAUGAGUCCAGAAGUGUUGUCGUGUAUGCCUUAUGAAGGAGAACCCGCCGACGUUUGGUCGGCUGGUGUGGUGCUUUUUAUUAUGCUGGCAGGAUUUCCACCUUUUGAAAUAGCCACUCAUCAGGAUUGGUGGUUCCGAGCAUGCGCAGCCCAGCAGUAUGAAGCAUUUUGGAGUGCUCAUUGCCGUUCUGCCAAAUUUUCACCUGGUGCUAUAUCGAUUAUGACGCGCAUCUUUGAUGAUCUCCGUGCAGAGCUGCUUAGUCGCAAGGUGCUGGUCGAGGAGGAGAAGCGAAUUGAGCGGAAAGCAAAGCUGCUCGUAGCAUCUAAGCAAGAUAAUCAGUACCAGGUUGAAGAUUUUGACCCGUUUAAGAUGGAUACUGAACGAUCAGUAACAAUAACGACGGACACUGGAUCUGCAACUUCAGAGUUUGACUCAACCGAGGCACCAUCGUAUCCUACUGCCAGUGUGGCACUAUACACAUGUUUUCAAUCUAGUCGAGCAGCUUUGGAGUUGCAAAUGCGGGUGGAAAAAGUUCUGGCGGAACAUUCAGCACACUUUGUAGUGCACAAGGACCGAUUUAAAACCAAGGUCACAAUGUCAACGGAAACGGGAGACGUUGGAUUUACUGUGCGCAUCUUCUGUCUCGAUAAUGAAUCAGGGCGCUGUGUGGUCGAGUUCCGGCGUACCGGCGGCGCGUGUCUUAAAUUUCAAGAAGUGUUUAAAAAGCUACGCAACUCAUUUGCUGACCUCGUUUCGGACAAUCAAAAUAAUUUUGUGAUAGCUGUGGAGGAGAUGAAGGGGUGA
Molecule: messenger RNA, 1332 nt
Organism: Plasmopara halstedii
Lineage: Eukaryota; Oomycota; Peronosporomycetes; Peronosporales; Peronosporaceae
Product: camk protein kinase
Exons: 4
Coding region: 1-1332 (443 amino acids)
Biological process (GO): protein phosphorylation
Molecular function (GO): protein kinase activity; ATP binding
Source: RefSeq, a predicted model, not a curated record